Schistocerca gregaria is the source of this 6760-nucleotide messenger RNA. RefSeq lists its product as uncharacterized. The record is from RefSeq and is a predicted model, not a curated record. The transcript has 8 exons. NCBI's taxonomy places the organism in Eukaryota, Metazoa, Arthropoda, Insecta, Orthoptera, Acrididae. Bases 839 to 2260 code for a protein of 473 amino acids. Gene Ontology annotation, biological process: regulation of DNA-templated transcription. Gene Ontology annotation, molecular function: RNA binding; protein binding.
ACCAGUCAGCAGCGAACAGCUGACGAGAGAGAGUCUAGGAGUCGGUGGCAGGCGUUGUGAACGCGGCUGCAGUGGAGCAGGAGGGUAGCGACACAGUGCGUUUCGCGCGGUGGUGCGGCCGUCUCGCGGAAAAGUCUGAAGCAGGAAGGCAACUCGCCACGUCACCCUGCGGUUGCACAGGCCCCAGAGAUCGUGGCUGCGGCCGGGAGCGCGCGGCGGAGGAGUGGAAAGUGCGUGAGUGACGUCACAGUGCGUGUUUGUGUGCGAGCCAAGAGUGGUGGGGGCGCGCGCAGCGGCGAGGCCGAGAAAUACUAUUACCUCUCCUCCUGCUACUACGUGUAGUACUACGGCCGCCGGGUGGCUGUGACAGCGCGGCGCAGUGCGGACAGAACCACUCGGCUCCUUUGUUCUGUGUCGCCGCCGAAGACGGGGAGACAGCGAGGAACGGAUGUCCGUGUGUCGUGUGCUCUGUGUGUAAUAUUUCUGAAGCAGAAAAGAAGGCGUGAAGUGUGAACCGUCGUGAAAGUGAAAACACUGCCGCAGCAGCCGAUCACACAGGAUUGGACUGACGUCUCCGCUCCACGGCCCUACGAAACUGAAGGUCGCCUCAGCCGCCUCGGCCGUCCAUACCCGCAGGUGGCAGCCGUGACGAGCACCAACUGGCGAUCUCUGGCGACGGCGGCCGUAGCUUUGCAGGCGCGGUCUUCAUGACACUGCACUCAACAGUUGCAGAUCGACGCGAGAAGCAGUUAUCGUUCGUAGCGUACAUCACACAGCUGUCAUUGCCGUGCCACGUAAUGCGCCUUCAGCAAGAUAAGAAAUAAUACGGUAGCGCCCGAUGAUCUCGGCGAGCCACCUGGUGGUGGACGGCGGCGCGCACGGGCUGGGCGGCGAGUUCGUGCGCCCGCUGCCGCGGCCGGCGCCGCUGCUGGCGCGCUACAAUGCGGGCUGCCACCGCGUGCUCGCGCCGCCCCCGCCGCCCACCUCGGGCGCGCAGCCGCACCCGCCGCCCUCGUCGGCCGCCUCCGGCGCUCCGCCGCCCCCGCCGCCGCCGCGCUCCGUCAAGGUGUCCGCCAGCGCGGCCUCCGGCGUCGUCGUGUCCGAGGAGGAGUACGCGCGCGCCUUCGCCGCCCCCGCGCCCGCCGCCUCCGCCGCCUACCACCACUACCCGUACGGCGCGCUCUACUCGGCGGGCCCCGCGGCCCACUACCUGCUGAGCCGGCACGCGCAGCCGCCGCCCAGCGCCGCCCCGCAGCUGGCGCAGCGCGACCGCGAGCGCGAGAGGGACGCCAGGGAGCGGGAGAGGGAGCGCGACAGGGAGAGGGACCGCGAGCAGCCGGUGGUGCUGGCGCAGUACCAGCCGCAGCCGGAGGCCUACCACGUGCCGCCCACCUACCUUGCGUCCUACAGCCCGCCCGUCAAGCCCGGCCAGUCGCUUCUGCUGCAGCCGCCCCACCACCAGCAGAGGAGGCCCCCCUUCAAGGUUCCUAGCGGCAAGGAGGGCUCGCUGAAGCACCGCAUCCUGACGCGGCCCAGCCCGCCGUCGUCGACGGUGACGAGCGCCGCCGCCUCCUGCAACUUCACGCGCGGCUCGCUGAUCCAGCUGGCGACGGGCGAGCUGCGGCGCGUCGAGGACAUGCGCACCGAGGACUUCGUGGCGUGCGCGGACCGGCACGCCGAGCUGCGCCUAGACCCCAGCACCGUGGUGCGGAUCGCAGACGCGCCGCCCGCCGCGCCCGCCCGCGCCACGCUCACACUCAGCUACGGCGAGGUCCGCACGCAGGUUGAGUACGAAUGCCCAGUGGAGCAACCAUUCUUUGUAUACGGACAAGGUUGGGCAUCGUGUUCUCCAGAGAGAACUAUGCAGCGUUACGGGCUCAAAUGUCAUCGUCUUCAAGUUGGAGAUGUUUGCAUAUCUCUAACACCACGGAGCCCGCCACACCAUUCCCAGCAACAUAAGAAGCAGCAACAGCAUCAGCAGCAGCAGCAGCAGCAGCAACACCAUCAACAACAAAUGCAACUGCAGCAGCAGUUGCAGCAGAGACAGCAGCAGCAACAACACCAGCAGCAACAACAGCAGCAGCAGCAACAACAACAACAACAACACCAGCAGCAGCAGCAGCAGCAACAGCAACACCAGCAACAACACAUUCAGCAACUACAUCAACAACAAUCACAUCCUAGGAAAAGACGGUGGUCAGCACCAGAUCAGUUUCAUGAAGACAAUCCUCCCAAGUUUCAACAACGGACAAAGGAAUGAUUUAUCCAGCUUAACUGUCUGUUACUAUCUGUCACACUAUUUUGAAGUGGAUAUGCAGGCUUGAAGUGAUAAUAAAAGCCAUACAGCAUUCAUGGUGCUUGACGUAAAAUGUACUUUUCCAUAUUGUAGUGGUGUCAUGGUAUCACUGGUUUGCAAUACUUGUGUUAAAACAAGAAGGAUUGAAGGAAAUGAGGGUUUCAAAUGAGAUAUUUUAUGUUGUGGUUCACAUUUGUAAAAGAAAUGUUGUUGGGCCAGAAAAUGACAGCUUUUAUGUGUUGGCUGUGUCAGUGUAGUGUUUUCAAUUGGCAUUUGUGCACAAAGUUUACUGCAGAGCUUCUGAACUGCAUGUGUGUACUAGGUGCUGUGAUACAAGAUUACUCUAUAUUAAGAAAUAUUGUACAUUUAAGAGAUAAAACAAACUGAUAAUAGAACACUGCACAACUGAACUAAAAUAAUUUGACAUUUGCAGAAGAAGUCACUAAAAGUGAUUGACGAUCCAUUGAGGACACCAGAAAAGGUGUUGUGCAGUGUGUGUCGUGUUAGCCAUUUCACGUUUUGAGAAUGUGCUUCUCCAUAUGUGUAUUUUUCAAUUAGCUGUAGCUUGCCUGUCCUUUAAGACUGCUGUGAUAAUGUCUCAAAUUUUGACAGAGGGAUGUUUUCAUUAUCUCAUUUGAAAACAAAGCGUAUUCUUUUGUCUCAUUCUUCAUACUUCAUAUAUUCUGGGGGUGAGAAUGGUGCUACAGAUUUUUAUAUGAGAACAUACAAAUUAACUGAUUAACUAAAUUUCCUUACAUCAUUAGUUAAUUGUGGAAUGAUGUGAAGUUAUCUGUUGUGGAAGUGCCUCAGUAAACACACAGGGAAUUUGUUAGGAAAUGUACCAGAUUGAUUCAGACAUGAGUUUUAAACCAUUCCGUGAAUUUUACCACAGACAUCUACAGUGCUGAAAGAAAGAUUAUAUUUUUCCUGUGACACAUUUUCAGCUAUAAAUUAUAUGAGAUAUGGGUCCAGCUGGUGUAUCUGACGUUAUUUGUAGUGACUUUGUCUUUCUCACUUAUUUUAGUGGAAAUUUUCUGAGUGGAGUCUUGCAGCUCUUAAGAUCUUCUCAUUUCAGUACCAGCAAAUAUUCUGCAUUGGCUAAAACAUAUUAUUUAUUUUAAAAAAGAAAUUGUGUGCAGUCACUAUACAGAUUUGCAAUUUUAUGCUGGAUGUGGACGUAUUUGUCAACAGUUUCUCAUCAUGCUCCAUGGUUAAUUUCUAAUGAAAAGGAUAAAUAGAAAUCAUAAUUUCAGUGUCUAACACAAAGUAGGACAUAAAGUCGCUGAAUAUUAUUCAAACAAGUACAUGCAUAUAACUCCAUUUAUGGCCUUAUUAUGUGGGAAUUGCUCAUUUACCUUCAUUUGUACAACGACAAUCAUGUGGCUGCCACAUAACAAAGACAAUGUAUGCAACUGAUAUGUCCCGUUGUACCUCACAGGGUGACACAUGAAAUGAUGAACCAUUUCUGUGUGAUUAGCUUUAACUGUUCUCAUGAGUAUCAAGUUACAUAUUGCAUAAAUGUACAAAUUCCACAAACUUUUACACACAGAAACAUUGCAGUUUUGGUGUUUAUGAAGACCACAUUCAUUAUGAACAUUGUUUUGUCCCAAUUUUGUCCAGUUUGGAUAAAAAUAAUCCAGAAACUAUGCUUUUUAUCUUGCAAUCAUAACCAUUUGUUAAGUUGUUUUUUCUGCGUUUUCCACCUGUCAUUGUCCUCAUUAUUAUGGUGGAAACAGACCUUGUCAGGAAAUUUUAUCGACAAUAUUUUCUUUAUGGUGUAAUUCGGGAACAAAAUAGCAAAUUCUGUCUAUAUGUGAGAGAUUUUGCCAUACUCUUGUAUAUUUGCAUAAAUUAACAGUAGUACAAAAUGUUUGAUGAGUAAAGUGAUGGAACAUUCAAAUUUCAAUGGAGACCCUUCAAGUAAACUUGUCAGACCUGUCUUGUUGUAUAAUCUCACUGUUUCCAUUUCAAUAAAUGAGAAACAUGCUUCCACUUUAACACUUUUUCCUCAUUUCUGUUGAAAAGUGUGCCACGUUUACAGUGAAAGUGAAUUAGCUAGAAACUGAGGUACUUACUUUUACUACAUUUCAACUACAAGGUAUCAUUUACAGCCACCUGUAUGAAAAGUUCUGUGCCUCCAUUUAGGAUGACUUUUCAGACACGUAUUGUAGUAUCAGAGUAACUUAAACAAACUGUUUCCAUUAUAGAGACCAGAAAAUUGAAUGAAACCUUUGGGUUCAGAAUUUUUUGUGCCAUCCUGCACCAUUCACCUGAACUGUCUGUUAAUGUGGAACUGUCUCUUAAUGUGAACAACUAUAUUAUUUUGCUCAGUGAUAAUCUAAAUACAGGCAGGGCUGACAGCACAGAGCAAAUAAUGUUACAUGCUAUGGAAAACAAGUAAAUGUACAUUAUAUCUAGAAAAGCUGUUUUGUCAUCAUCAACUGGUCAGAAAGUUGCCAUAAAAUAGUAUUUUGAAGUAUGUGAAGCGUGUUGGAUAUCGGCAUUGUCUAAUUGAAUUGUCAAUAAUUUUGCAUUGCUCUAUUUCCAUAGUUUUUCAAAAAAAAAUUGCAUAACUUUCAUAUUUACUAGUCAGUAGAGAUGAGAGAUGAGAUACAGUCCGUUAGCAUUGUCAAAAUGUUCCUAAAAACAAACAUGAUGUAAUUUUGUCCCCUUAUGUGGUCGUAAUGUUUGAAGAAAUUUUUAACUUCCAAUAUUCAAGGAAGAGCUUUAUUGUAGUACAUUAUGACCUAACAUGGAGCUGGUAAUGGUCAUUACCGUUUAUAAUGGAUUUACAGAAGCUAUGUGAAGUCUGUGAGAAGGAAGGUAUUUUUACAUUAAUGUGGUAAUAUUGAGGAGAUGCAGUUUGAUUUAAAAACUUGUAUGCAAAAUUUAUCUGGUGUAAGAAUAUUAAAAUCUGGUACCUGUCACUGUUAGUAAAUGCAGUCCAAAGAAAUGUGUAGAAAUUCUAUACAACUGGUCCUCUCUUGUAUGUUGUAGUUUAUUGUAUAAAAAUAAGUAUGUCAAUCAAAAUAAGCCUCCUGUUAUUAUUUUAUAUUCCGUACUUACAAUACGGUGUUCAUUUUCUUUUCUUCCUUGUUUUUUUCAUUUCUUUCACCAUCCAUAAACACAUAGUUUGACCAACAGUGAAAGUGGUGUAAUAUGCAAAAGUAAAUAUUUGAUUUACAUACGAAUUAAAUAACUAAGAACUAUGAAUUGCAUCAAAUACACACUCUUCUUAAAUAUUAAUAAUCAUAUGCAUGAUUAUGAAAGAAUAACAUCAAGAAGCUGUAAAAAUAUAUCUCUAUUUGCUUCAUUAUUCUGACACCUAUGACAACAAAGCAUCAGAUGUGAUAUUGUAAACUUGUCCACCUUAUUAUCAAAUCAAGUAACUGAAUUGUGCCAUACUUUGUGCCAGGUAAAUAUGUUUCUGAAAGAUUGAAUUUAUAGCUUAUGUGCCAGAUGCCUAUUUCCCGAUUUAGUUCUUUCUGUCGAGACACGGUUCACAUACAAAAAUUUCAGAUUACCUCACAAUUGCACAUUCGUGUUCCUAAGUACAGAUUUCUGUAACAGAAAGAGGCCAUUGGAUUUUGUUGCUAAGAGUGCAUAGUUUUACCUAUAUAAAAACUUGCAAAAAUAUAUGAAUCCAGAUCUAAACCAUGUUACAAAUAAAAGUAUAAUGCAUAUUUUAAAACCUGUAUUUUGUUAAAUGAAGUGAGUAACUAUAGUAUCGUACCAUAAUUAAAAUAUUCUUUCUGUAAUCAUGGUAUUGUUUAAUGAAAAUGUUAAUGUUAAAAGAGAUGUUAAUUAUACUUUAAGCAAAGAUCUCUGUUGUCAAAUAUGUUAAAGCUGACAAUCGUGGAAUCUGUUAAUCUUUAUAGUUUGAUAAUGUGUUAUGUGUGAAAGUUGAAUUUUUAUACAGAGAAUGAAAGUGCCUUGUAUAUACUUCAUGCCCAGUGUUUUCAGUGUAAUUAUGUAUUGUUGAAUGAAAUAGACAUGUAAAUAUUGAUGUGUGUAUGCUCAAGCCAGCAUGGGUUUGUAUAUUCUUGUGUGAGUGUGAAUCGAGAGGAGGGUAUAUGGCCCUGGACCCUCUUUAUUUUGUGUUCCUCUCUUACCCGUGUGUGUGUGUGUGUGUGUGUGUGUGUGUGUGUGUGUGUGUGUGUGUGUGUGUGUGGACGAGUGCACUUGUUGUGGAACACACCCACGUACUUGUUGGGUGUGUGAUAUGUGGUUAUAGAUAUUUUUGCUUUCACGCUUUUAUAUGAAUAUCUGUGUUAGUUGCUUGAAUGUGUUACUGGACAUGCAUGAAUAUACUUAUUUGUAUACACAAAUGUCUGUACAUUGAGAAUAUAGCAGCAACAUUUAAAUUUUAUAGUGCCAUGUUUUUCUUUUCUAUACCUUGUCAGUUAUAUGUUAAUUUUAUUUUCCAUCAAGCUGCUGUUAAUAAAAUAAGACCUAAAUGUUAAA